CGGCCGGGGGCUCCGCCAGGCCCGGCCCCGCCGCACUACAGCUCCCGCCUGCCCCGCGCCCGGCCGCAGGGCGGAGAGAGACAGAGGCGGGAAGGGAAGGAGGAAGGAAGGACUUCCCCGCCGCGGCGGGAACUACGCGUCCCGGCGUGCGCCGCUGCGGGCGGGGAGCGGUUCGGGGGCGGGGGAGCCCUGAGGCGGAUGAGGGCGAGGCUGGCGGUGCGCGGCUCUGGCGGUCUCUGAGUUGUGGUUCCCGGGGGAGUGAGAGGCUCAGGAUGUCGAGGAACUUCUCUGACCCAGGCAGCAGCAGAAAAGAGCAUGUUAAAGUCACAAGUGAGCCCAAACCAGGGUUCCUGGAGCGGCUCAGUGAGACCUCUGGAGGCAUGUUGAUUGGACUUGUGACGUUUCUUCUGGCUUUCUACGUUCUUUUUACCAAUGAAGGGCGAGCUUUAAGGACAGCCAGGUCUCUUGAUGAGGGGCUUUCUCUUGUGGUCCCUCUUGACAGCAUCCACAGCAUCUCUCAGCAGAAUGAGGGGAGACUGGUGCACUUGGCUGGAGCUUUGAGUACAUCUAAGCCUUUGUUUGACCCCAGCUAUGGGCUCUCCAUCCAAGCUGUCAAACUCAAGCGUAACGUGGAAAUGUACCAGUGGGUUGAAUAUGAAGACUCAAAGGAAUAUGAGGAGGAUGGUGAGAUUAAGAAAGAGACAAAGUAUUCAUACAAUACAGAGUGGAAAUCAGAAGUUGUGAACAGCAGAAAUUUUGAUCGAGAAAUUGGACACAAAAACCCGAGUGCCAUGGCUGUGGAGUCUUUCACUGCUGUUUCUCCUAACGUCCAGGUUGGCAGCUUUGUUCUUUCCAAGGGUCUCGUGGAUAGAAUCGAUGAUUUCAAGCAGCUGAGCUUGUCACACCUGGAGGAUCCCCAUGCUGAUGUUACCCGAAGAGAAAAUUAUUUCUAUCACAGUGACAACCCCAGGCGUCCAGAGGUGGGAGACCUUCGUGUCUCUUUCUUCUAUGCAGGUCUGAGUGAAGAUGAUCCCCAUUUGGGCUCUGCUGACAGGGUGACUGUGAUUGCUCGGCAGCGAGGUGAUCAACUGGUUCCAUAUCAUACCAAGUCUGGAGAUGUUCUGGAGAUUCUGUACCCUGGGGACCUCUCUGUGGAGGAGGUGUUUCAGAAGGAGCAGGAGGGUAACACCAUGAAGACCUGGGCCCUCCGUGCAGCUGGCUGGCUCUCAAUGUUUGUGGGCAUCAGCCUGAUGACCAGGAUCUUUUACACAUUAGUGGACUGGUUUCCCGUGGUGAGGGAGCUGGUGAGCGUUGGCCUGAAGGUGUUUGCGGUGUGUGUGGCCAGCUCGCUGUCCCUGCUCACCAUCUCCGUGGGCUGGCUCUUCUACCGCCCGCUCUGGGCCCUGCUCCUGAUGCUGCUCUCCGCUGUCCCCAUCCUGGUGGCCAGGACCCGUGUUCUGCCCAAGAAGCAGCAGUGACAAGGAGGUGCUCUGGUCUUGAGCUGAGUCCUGGUUAGAACCUUCCCAAGUGCAUUUCUGCCCGGUUCCUGCAGCAAGCUUACAGCAAAUCACAGCUCAGCAGCGAGCACUGAAAGCUGGGGAGGGGGCUUGGGUGGGAUUAUUGGUACAUGUUAUCCACAGGACUAUAGGAUGCUGUUUGUGGGAAGUCAGUGACACCAGCUUUGGGGGAAAAAGCAUUUUAGGUGUGGGUAUUGAUGGUGAGUUAGUGAACAAGCAGAUUUAUACCUCUUACUGCUUAGUAAUUCCCCCUGAUUUGGGAACUGGCAAGUCCUUGCUGGGUGGGGCACCUUGUGUGUUUGGGAGAAAGUGCCAGCUGCAUCCCAUGGACCCUGGUUACAUGUCCUUGGGAAAUGCGUGUGCCUGCCUGCCUCUGACAAACCCUCCCUCUGCUGCCUUUCCUGGUUUGCACAGUCAGGAACACUCCUUUGGCUGGUGUGUUUGGCAGUGCAUAUGUUCAAAGGGAAAACAUAGCUUAGGUGAAUUCCACAGAAUACUCAUGUAAACUCUGCUUUUGGACUGAGGAUUUUCAAAGUCAUUGAUGCAAUGAGUGGCCAGGUUAGCAGUGCUCUGAGGUUGGGCAGAUUUAUCAGGACACAUUGAUUUCCCCCAGGUUUUAAGUGUCUGAACUUGGUUUUGGUUAAGCAUCCAAAAUUAUAGCCUGGACUGUAUCAGAACAGUUUCAAAAAUUUCACUUCAAAUUGCACUUAAAAGGGUACUAACAGGUCAUUCACGUGUAAAUAAAAAACCUACUGCCUUGAAACAACAUUGACUUUUAUAACCGAAUGUGUAGUCUAAAAUAGUUGGGGGUUUUUUGGCUGUGUAUACUGUUCCUUUCUUUAAUUUCACUUAGUAAGGACAAUGAACAUACUCUGUGAAAUUAAGCAAUGGAAACAUUUUUGCCUUAUUAGUUUUCAUGGAUUUUAGUAGCCUAAAUUGGUAGUUUUGCAUCUUGUUAGAGGAAUGCCUUGUAGUGUUGUGAUGGCUCAUGUUUAUCUGCUGUAACCAGUACUUGAGGUUAGAGACACCCUUAAGUCUCUCCAGCAAGCUAGAGUCUGGCUUCCAGAUGGAGCCCCCUACACUACUGUUUUGGGGUUUUUGUAAGUAUACACAGUUCAGUACAAAAAUAAUGUUUUCUAUUAUGAAAUCUAUUUAUGACCAUCAGAGGAGUGUUCUCUGUACCAAAGGAAUUUGACUUGAACAUACACAGAAGUAAACGUUUGCUAGAAGUGAUACUGAAAUAGAAAUCUGAGUGAGAAAUCAUAAAUGUUUUGAGAAUUAGUAUUGACUUUUUUAGUCCUAAUUACUCUCAUUCUUUUGGUAUUUGAAUAGUCAGUUUGGUCUCACAGCUCUGCCUUGGUAAAACAAGCAGGGAGUGAAAGGGCAGGUACAGGAGCUGGCCUGGUGCAUGCCUGGUGUGUGGCAGUGGUGCUGCACAGCCUUCCUGCUGCUCAGAACACCUGCUCAUGCUCCAGCAGUCAGCAAUUGUGCUCCACAGGGGAGAGAAACUGGUUUUGAACUGCUGCUGUUUUGCCCAUGAUGCAGAAUGCUAACCAGCAUUACUUAUUGGAAAUGAAGUGACAAUUUUCUACUGAAGUGCUGAGCUUUUGUAUAUUUAAUAAAAUACUGUUUUCCAAAGGUUGGUCUGUAGGCUUUAUUAUUAAAUUCAAGUAUUGCAUGUUUUAUAUCCAGGAAUAAUGUAAUGUCCAGGUAGUUUGUAGCUUCCGCAAGAACUAGUUUCCUAUUGUUGGGUUUUAUUUUCCUGCAAAUAUUCCUGGUUUGGGAAGCUGCUCUCUGGCCUGUGUACUGCUGCCAGCCUGACAUGGAUUUAUUUCCCAUUACUGACCAAAGAAGUCAAGUCACUUCCUUGCCUCUCUAAGAUCAUUGGAAAAAUAUAAUGAAUCAACCUGACUGUUACAGCCCCUUGUGUUUUAAGGAGACUGGGAGUUACCUGUGUAUUCCAAAAACAGACACCAUACUAUUUUUUUCAAACUUUAUUUUGAUCUACAAAUACAGUACAAAAAUAGAUUUUCUUCUGAACAUAGUUACAUGAAAGCCAUUUUCUUACAUCUCCUACUCUGUGACAAUGUCUAAAUUAUUUUCCCCUCCAUUUUUGAAGAGACUGUGUCAGUGGUCUUUAGAUACAUACUGCCAAAGACAGAUCAGUAUUUCUACUACAAAAGUGCAACAAAAGCUUAUGUAGAUUUAAUAUUCCUCUCUCAACAGAUUUUUAAUGCUAUGGUACUGGAUAACAAUUCUGUGGUUCUAGUGAAUUUUGUUCCAUCAGUGAGAUUUAGCCAGUUUUAUGUGUUUUGCUCCAGAACAGGAUCUUGAUAAGCAACAGAAGCAAAUAUGUAUAUAUUCAAAUUGCUUAAGAAGACAUAUUGAAGCCUAAGCUGGUAAUAAGGACAGGGCUUCUCCCUUCCACAGCACAAGAUUUCUGAGAGCAAAUAAAGAUGGCAGGCUCAAAAGCCAAACUUACAUUACAAAAUGCAAGUACUCUUUAGAAAAUACUAAUUCUUCCAUAUUCUGAUUUUCGGGGUUUGUUUUAGACCUCAAAGGAAGUGUUUCCCCCUUGAGACAGGCCAGAACUCUACCUCACCACUGAUUUGGGUAAGCUAUGGAUCAAAGGAGGCAUCAGCAUUCCUUUGGCCACCUCUCUGCAGACAUAAAAAGCAGCUGGAUGCUUUAGUUCUGAGCAAGCAGGAAAAAUGAAAACAAGAAAAAUGGGAAAUGAGACUGUUGAUGACAGGAGUGCCUCAGGAAACUCAACUACUAGUGCUGAGUGAUACAAAAGAGACCAAAAACCCCAACAAAGCAAAGUGAUCUUGGGA
This is a messenger RNA of Melozone crissalis (California towhee), 4351 nucleotides long. RefSeq names its product transmembrane protein 43 (gene TMEM43). The transcript has 12 exons. Bases 273 to 1478 code for a protein of 401 amino acids. NCBI's taxonomy places the organism in Eukaryota, Metazoa, Chordata, Aves, Passeriformes, Passerellidae. Gene Ontology annotation, cellular component: nuclear inner membrane. Gene Ontology annotation, biological process: nuclear membrane organization. The record is from RefSeq and is a predicted model, not a curated record.